AUGCUUCAUGAAAGAGAAUACAUCUCUAUUUUCAUUCUCUUCAUGGUAGCCACUUGUUUCCUACCAACCAUAAUAGCUGACACAGAUGCUCAAAUUCUAAUGAACUUCAAAAGCUUCUUAUCCAAUGCAGAAGCUUUAAACAAUUGGAGUAAUGAUUCUACUAAUGUGUGCACAUGGAUUGGCUUAAUAUGCAUCAAUCAAACAACACUUCAUGGUUUGAGACUAGAGAAUAUGGGACUAAGUGGAACAAUUAACAUAGACAUUCUUAUGAAAUUGUCCACUUUGAAGAGUUUUAGUGUCAUUAAUAAUAGUUUUGAGGGUCAAAUUCCUGCAUUCAAUAGAAUUGUGGGAUUAAGGGCAUUGUUUCUGACUAAUAACAAAUUCUCUGGUGAAAUUCCUAAUGAUGCUUUUGAUGAGUUAAGAUGGCUUAGGAGAUUGUUCUUAGCAGGAAAUGGAUUUCAGGGUCAUAUACCUAUAUCACUUGCUAAAUUGCCUAGACUUUAUGAUGUUGAUUUACAUGGAAAUAGAUUUGAUGGUUCUAUACCUGAAUUUGUACAGAAUGGUUUCAGAGUGUUUGAUUUAUCUAACAAUCAAUUGAUGGGUGCAAUACCAGAAGGUUUAAGAAAUGAAAAUCCAAGUGCUUUUGCAGGCAACAAAGAUCUAUGUGGAAUUCCUCUAAACCGCACCUGCAGCAAAAGCACCGUAAGUGUUCCACAUGAAGAAGGAAAAGAAGAAAAUAAAAACCGCCAUGUUCUUAUUAGUAUUAUUGCAUUUGUGGCAGUGCUUGUAUUGGUUUUAAUACUAGCACUUUUAUUCAUCCGCUACCGCCGGAAGAAAACUGCAGCAAAAUCCAUUUCUAAUAAUGAGAAUGGACAAUCACAGUCCCAGAACACCAAAGCUAGUACAGCUUCCACUAGUGAGGACAAAUCCAUUGUAGCUGAAUCCAAGAAAAGCAAAGAUGAAGACUUGAUAUUCGUUACGAACGAAAGGGUUGAGUUUGAUUUGCAGGAUUUGUUAAGAGCUUCAGCUGAGGUUUUGGGAAGUGGAAGUUUUGGUUCAACAUACAAGGCUAUGGUGUUGACUGGACCAGUUGUGGUGGUGAAGAGAUUUAAGCACAUGAACAAAGUUGGUAAAAAAGAGUUCUUUGAUCAUAUGAAAAGGCUUGGAGGAUUGACACAUCCUAAUCUACUUCCUCUCGUCGCAUUCUACUAUGGAAAAGAAGAGAAGCUUUUGAUACAUGAUUUUGCAGAAAAUGGUAGCUUGGCUAGUCAUCUUCACGGUAAACAUGGGUGUGAUUUGGAUUGGCCAACACGUUUGAAGAUAAUAAAAGGUGUAGCUAGAGGUUUAGCAUAUCUUUACAGAGAGUUUCCAGACGAAAAGUUACCACAUGGACAUCUAAAAUCCUCCAACGUUGUGUUAGACCAUUCAUUCGAGCCUCGUUUAACCGAGUAUGGACUAGUCGCGGUAACUGAUUUGAAACAUGCUCAACAAUUCAUGGUAGGCUUCAAGUCCCCGGAGGCGAGUCAAAACGAAGGGCCGAGCGAGAAGAGUGAUGUAUGGUGUUUAGGGAUACUGAUACUAGAGCUUUUGACAGGGAAGUUUCCUGCAAAUUAUUUGAGGCAUGGGAAGGGAGCGACUGAGGAUUUAGCAAUGUGGGUGGAGUCUAUAGUGAGGGAAGGAUGGAGUGGAGAAGUGUUGGAUAAAAGCAUUGGUGGGAGUAGGGAUAAGGAAGGUGAGAUGUUGAAGUUGAUGAGGAUUGGGAUGAGUUGUUGUGAAUGGAGUUUGGAGAAUAGGUUUGGUUGGAGAGAGGCAGUGGCAAAGAUUGAGGAGUUGAAGGAAAUGGAUAGUGUUGAGGUUGGAGUUGAGAGUCAGAACUCUGAUUUGUCUAUGUGA
Molecule: messenger RNA, 1893 nt
Organism: Lathyrus sativus (Indian pea)
Lineage: Eukaryota; Viridiplantae; Streptophyta; Magnoliopsida; Fabales; Fabaceae
Source: the annotation of a GenBank genome assembly